This is a messenger RNA of Psammomys obesus (fat sand rat), 1712 nucleotides long. RefSeq names its product solute carrier family 25 member 17 (gene Slc25a17). Gene Ontology annotation, biological process: transmembrane transport. The record is from RefSeq and is a predicted model, not a curated record. The transcript is spliced from 9 exons. Bases 78 to 1001 code for a protein of 307 amino acids. Gene Ontology annotation, cellular component: peroxisomal membrane. Gene Ontology annotation, molecular function: ATP transmembrane transporter activity; AMP transmembrane transporter activity; coenzyme A transmembrane transporter activity. NCBI's taxonomy places the organism in Eukaryota, Metazoa, Chordata, Mammalia, Rodentia, Muridae.
GGUCUGAGAGGCGGGGCUUGAGGCGCUCUUUUCGCGAGUCCGCACUCCGCAGAGUCUUGAGUGGAAAGUGUAGCACCAUGGCAUCUGUGUUGUCCUACGAAAGUCUGGUCCACGCCGUGGCCGGAGCCGUGGGAAGUGUGACGGCCAUGACAGUGUUCUUUCCCUUGGAUACGGCUAGACUUCGCCUUCAGGUUGAUGAGAAAAGAAAGUCAAAAACUUCGCACGCAGUGCUCCUGGAGAUAAUUAAGGAGGAAGGCCUCCUGGCACCAUACCGUGGGUGGUUUCCAGUUAUUUCCAGUCUCUGCUGCUCCAAUUUUGUCUAUUUCUACACUUUUAAUAGCCUCAAAGCAGUAUGGGUCAAAGGUCAACGUUCUUCCACAGGAAAAGAUCUGGUGGUUGGAUUUGUUGCAGGAGUGGUGAAUGUGUUGCUAACGACUCCGCUCUGGGUGGUGAACACCAGACUGAAGCUGCAAGGUGCAAAGUUUCGGAACGAAGACAUUAUACCAACUAACUACAAAGGCAUUAUCGAUGCAUUCCACCAGAUUAUUCGAGAUGAAGGGAUCUUGGCUCUGUGGAAUGGCACCUUUCCCUCCUUGCUGUUGGUCUUCAAUCCUGCCAUCCAAUUCAUGUUCUACGAAGGCUUAAAACGGCAGCUUUUAAAGAAGCGGACGAAGCUCUCUUCUCUGGAUGUGUUCAUCAUUGGAGCAAUAGCCAAAGCGAUUGCCACCACGGUCACCUAUCCCAUGCAGACGGUACAGUCGAUUCUGAGGUUUGGACGUCAUAGACUAAACCCAGAAAACAGGACACUGGGGAGUCUCCGGAAUGUUCUCUAUCUUCUUCACCAGCGAGUCAAGCGCUUUGGAAUAAUGGGACUCUACAAAGGCCUUGAGGCCAAGCUGCUGCAGACAGUGCUCACGGCUGCCCUCAUGUUCCUUGUGUACGAGAAACUGACAGCUGCCACCUUCGCCGUGAUGGGCCUGAAGAGCACACAGAAGCACUGAGCCCUGCCCACGGGACACGAGGCACACGCGCUGCACGGAGAGAAGAGGCGAGGAUCUCCUUGCGCUCUGGUUCCAUCCACACAGACAUUCCUGUCACUGGCUGGAAAGGCCUCAAAGGCUAACCAGGGAGGAUAGCCAGCUGAGCCUAUUGCCAACUCAGUGUAUGGUGUUUGGCUGGAUUUGGGGGUAGAGGGUAGACUAGUUUGAAAACCUGAAGGUGGAAGUUUGUGGGUGUUUAUUAGUUUUUCUCAAGGGGAAUGGACUUUCCGUCUAAAGCUUUUCUCAACUUUGCUGCUUGUUUUCUUUCCCAAAAUGCAUUCCCGGGUUCCAGACAAUUCAGUGACAUGAUUCUUCUCAGAUACUUCUGUGUGUCUUAAUCUUGGUAAAGAGUUCCCCACUGAAAAUAACGUCAUGACUAUGCCAGGGGCAUGACUUUAUUUCUGUUUGACUCUUUUCAUCCUGUUUAAAGAGAGCUGAGAGCUGAGUGAGCUAUUUAUCCUGUGGGGGAAAUGAAAAUUAUUAAUCCUAAAUGAUUUUUCUUAAAAUUUGCAAACAUUGGUUAUUCAUUAGUGUUUGACAUAGUUUUUGUUUAAAAUGCGUAUUUAUUUUGAAUUGUCUUUUAUUACAAAAAAAAAGCCUUGAUGUUCUAUGUCCAUUCAUACAAGCCCCAGUCAGACAAGCCUCAAUAAAUUGUCAGCACACACACGAAAA